AUGAGUGACGACGUUCCUGUGGAUGCGAACGAGAACUGUCCGGGCGUGGCAUCGGAGCAAGCAGGAAAAGUAUCUUCGUGUGCCGGGUGUCCUAAUCAGGCUGCCUGUGCAUCGGGCGAGGCAAGGAAACCUGAUCCUGACCUUGAAGCAAUCGCUGAUCGUCUGAGAGCUGUCAAACACAAAAUUUUGAUUGUUUCUGGGAAAGGAGGUGUGGGAAAAAGCGCUGUGGCAACAAAUUUAGCGCGAGCUUUGGCAGCAGAUGACACAGUACAGGUUGGUUUAUUGGAUGUGGAUAUCUGUGGGCCAUCACAAGCAAGGAUGCUGGGCGUAGAGCAGGAAAGUGUCCAUGAAAGUGCCGAUGGCUGGUGCCCGAUUGCAGUGAAAGAUAAUCUGGUGGUGAUGAGUAUUGCAUUCCUGCUGCAGAACAGGAAUGAAGCUGUAAUUUGGCGAGGAGCACGCAAGAAUGCUUUGAUAAAGCAAUUCCUAAAGGUUUUCCCAUUGAUUUUUUUUCCUUUUGUAAUGAGAGAAAGUAGACCGCGUCCGUGA
This is a messenger RNA of Gongylonema pulchrum, 546 nucleotides long. The record is from the annotation of a GenBank genome assembly. Lineage: Eukaryota; Metazoa; Nematoda; Chromadorea; Rhabditida; Gongylonematidae.